Pocillopora verrucosa is the source of this 751-nucleotide messenger RNA. Its product is annotated as large ribosomal subunit protein uL22m-like. Gene Ontology annotation, cellular component: mitochondrial large ribosomal subunit; ribosome. NCBI's taxonomy places the organism in Eukaryota, Metazoa, Cnidaria, Anthozoa, Scleractinia, Pocilloporidae. The record is from RefSeq and is a predicted model, not a curated record. Gene Ontology annotation, biological process: translation. Gene Ontology annotation, molecular function: structural constituent of ribosome.
UUGUUUCAAGAUGGCCGCGUCUAAAGUCGAGGGACUCCUUAGAGUUGUACAGUUUCAGCUAAGGAACCUGUCCCUGCGGCCAGUUUUGUGCUCAAAGCUGCACACCUGUGCAUUGCGACCUGCUACUUUUUCAAUUACCAGAGCACUAUGGGGGAAAACACUGGCUGAAAUUGAAGAGGAAAAGGGAAUUCCAGAACCCCCACGAGAGACCAUUCACCAUGUUAGAAGAGAGAUCAAAGGAAGCCCAACUAAGUUUAAUGCAGUAGCAAAACAGAUCAGGGGACUGCAGAUUGAAGAAGCUAUUAAACAGAUGACAUUUUCACCCAAAAGACCAGCAGAAAUUAUUAAACAAGUAAUCCUAGAAGCACAAGGAAAAGCUCAAAAGGAGUAUGAUGUAGAGGACAAAACACACUUGUGGGUUGCUCAGUCUUAUGCUAGCAAAGGACAUUAUAUCAAGAGAAUGAGGUAUCAUGCAAUGGGUCGCUUUGGCAUCAGGCAUAUAAAAUACUGUAAUUACUUUGUUGUCCUGAAAGAAGGAACAGCCAGACCAAGAAACAAGAAGAGAAGAAGGAGACACAUGAGUGAGUUAGAACUUGUGCAAAGGCAUCCACGACACAUUCGGAACUCUCUAUCAUGGUGGUGAAGAAGGCUUGACCUUGAUCAUUAUGGCUGUGGAAAAUGUAAAUCCUCUCUAAAACACCUGUACACAGCCAACCUGGCUGUUAUGAAUAAAGGAAGGAUAUCAAUUUUA